AGAAGAAGCGCCCUCUACCCCACGAUCGACGGAAGACGAAGCAAUGGCCGACGAACAAGGCGAGAACUUUCACAGUCCCGUAAAACGAAGCAGAACUUUGCUGCCGAUUGACAUCUCACAGUCCUUUAUUGAGGGCCAACAGCUUUCAAAUGAUGCAGGACAACUAGGAAGCUGUGAAAUGUUCAACGCUGGGGAUUCAGGCUUCAGCGAGUUAACGUCUUUAGCCAGCAGCGAGGAUGAAAAUCUCACUAAUGAUUUACCAUCUACCAGCUAUGCUUUGCCAGCCAUUCAAGAUGCUGAUGAUUCAAUGGGCAAUUUGGAGAAAGAUGAUGAUACUUCCUCAGAUAGUGAUGUUUCAGACAUUAGUGGGUUGAGUGACUUGAGCAAUCAUGACUGGGAGCCAUCAUCAGGGACAAUGUCUUGGGUGCAACAACAGAUGCUUCUUGGUACCAAUCCUCGAACCAUCCUGAAUGAGUUGGUACCAAAUGAUGCUCAAAUCCCCACUCAUCUUGAUGAUGUCACACUUUGGAAGAUAAUCGUGAAUAUUGUCAGUGAACCUCCAAGGCGGGAACGUUUACGCCACAUAAAUGCAAUAUCCGAUGCCGUCAGAUUACUCCGUAGCUGUAAAAAGAUUCUAGUUCUUACAGGAGCAGGGGUUUCUGUUUCCUGUGGUAUUCCUGACUUUCGUAGUCGUGACGGAAUUUACGCUCGCUUAGCCGUCGACUUCCCUGACUUGCCCGAUCCUCAAGCUAUGUUUGAUAUCCAUUACUUCCGAAAAGAUCCCCGACCGUUCUUUAAAUUCGCCCGAGACCUUUGGCCAGGACAGUUUACACCUUCUAAAUGCCACAAGUUCAUUCGUUUGCUAGAGAAACAAAACAAGCUUUUGCGCAACUACACGCAGAACAUAGAUACACUAGAACAACAAGCAGAUAUCGAAAGGGUUAUCCAAUGCCAUGGCUCGUUUGCUACUGCUACUUGCCUGCGCUGCCAACAUCGCGUCCCCUCGAACGAGAUAGAAAAAGACAUAAUGGAACAACGCAUUCCACUUUGUCCGAAAUGCUCGGAUGUGUCGAAAAAUGAAGACGAGGCCAGUACAUCGUCGUCGGUGGCAUUAUCGGCCCAGCCGAUCAUGAAGCCUGACAUUGUUUUCUUUGGAGAAGGAAUGCCAGACGAAUUUCAUCGCGCUAUGGUACUCGAUAAAGAAGAAUGUGACCUGAUAAUCGUGAUUGGGUCAUCGCUCAAAGUCCGCCCUGUCGCACUCAUCCCAUGCGCCCUACCGAAUCAUGUUCCGCAAAUUCUUAUCAAUCGCGAACCCCUCCGCCACAUGGUCUUUGAUGUUGAACUGCUUGGGGACUGCGAUAUUAUCGUCAACCAACUGUGUCAUUUACUGGGUACACAAUGGAAAGAUGACAUUUGUUACCGCGAACCUCUAACAGAGAUCAGUCGCCUACCACCACGCCCCACUCCUUCUGUCGCCGUACCUGCACCCAUUUUCCCCAAAAGAGAUCAAGACGAUCCUUUACGCCGGGACAGUGGGAUGUCUACAGGAAGCUUAGAAAUGGAAUCAGCCGAGUCUGCUGAUGUUGAACCAGUUACUCAUGACAUGACCGGAUGGUGGGAGCCGCGAAUCAAAGUGAAUCUUGCCGAUCAACUCCCAGAAAACACUUAUCUCACCGUCCAACCUGGUCGGUACCUGUUUCCUGGUGCUGAACUCUUCUAUGACCCAGACGAAGAGGUAGAGUCUGAUUCUGACUCAUCCUCUGAUUCCAGCGAUUCGUCUGGGAUUGAUGGAGGAGAUUCAACUCUACCUUUCCCGGAGCAUGGAGUAAAAAGGAAAGCGAUGGAUUGACGACGUAUUCCGAAGCAACGACAAAGCUUCUGUUUUUACCAUUGUUAUGUUAACAAUAUGGAUUCUAUUUAAAAGCUUCAAGCGUGUGUAUAUAGACGAAAUCUCUCGAUGGUAUUUAGUAUUUUUUUUCCUGUAUUAUGGAUAAGGGGAAGUGGAAUUUUCAUUUUUCUGUGAAAUCUUGGCAAGCUGUUCUGAAAUGUUCAGUGCAAUCUACCUCACCAAUCUUCAAGAAAUAAUGGCCAUUAUCUAUUGCACCUGCAGAAAGGUGGUCGGCUAUGUCGGGUACCGGGAGAGGGUGAGCAUGAACUAUUGAUUAAAUUUAAAAUUUUCUCCUUAAAUUACUUUGCAACGUUCUACUAAAUGUAUGUAUGUCUUGUCUGUAUUCGCGUUUACACUUGUUCUGUAUCCAUCAAUUUAUUUGAAGCACAAAACAAAUCCCCCACAUAAAAAAAAAAACUUCUCCUUGAACCAAGAAGGGAAAAUAAACCAUGACUUCUUUUUCACUCUGA
This is a messenger RNA of Daphnia pulicaria, 2358 nucleotides long. RefSeq names its product NAD-dependent protein deacetylase sirtuin-1-like (gene Sirt1). Gene Ontology annotation, molecular function: NAD+ binding. Bases 44 to 1849 code for a protein of 601 amino acids. NCBI's taxonomy places the organism in Eukaryota, Metazoa, Arthropoda, Branchiopoda, Diplostraca, Daphniidae. The transcript is spliced from 9 exons. The record is from RefSeq and is a predicted model, not a curated record.